AUGCGGAGUCGGAGGCAACUGGAAAGAGAAGAAGAGAAUUCAAAGAGAAAGAGACAAGAAGAUGAUGUCUCUCUCCAUAUUGAAGGUAGAAGCUAUCGGAUUGAGCCCAACAAUCAUGACACAGAAUCAGAAAAGAAUGAAAAGAAAAGUCAAGACCCUGACACCAUGGCAGGACCACCAGUUCAAAACUCUGAAGAAUUGCAGAAAAGGGAAGAAGACACUUCAGAGAAAACUAGUCACGAAGAUGUGUCGGACUCGGAAGGUGAAGACCACGACUCUGACAUGGGAGGACUACGUGUCCAACUUACAGUUUCAGACAUGCACCAGAGGCAAUGUCAAUGGGAAGAAGGUACUUCACACAGACGAGAAGAAGAAGAAGAUGUUUCAGACUCAGCAAAAGAAAGUGAAGAGUCUGACACCAUAGGAGGACCACGAGUCAAGAUUCCACUUCCAGACUCUCAAAAUUUGCAGGAUUGGUCAGAAAAUAUCCACCACACUAUGCUGCGCCAGAGGCAAUCUGAGAGGGAAGAGGAGGCAUCAAAGAAAAGGAGGCAAGAAUAUGUGUCUCUCCAUAUUGAAGAUAGAAGCUCCUGCGUUGAGGUCAAUGACACCGAAUCUGAAGAUGAAAGUGAUAACUUUAAGAUGGAAAGCAGCAAUGGAAGCAAUAGCGAGAAUGAAGACUCUGAUUCAGAUAGCAAGAGUCAACACUCUGAUAAUGAAGACACUGACUCAGAUAGCAAGAGUCAAGACUAA
Messenger RNA from Ziziphus jujuba (common jujube), 753 nucleotides. RefSeq lists its product as uncharacterized. The record is from RefSeq and is a predicted model, not a curated record. The transcript has a single exon. Lineage: Eukaryota; Viridiplantae; Streptophyta; Magnoliopsida; Rosales; Rhamnaceae. Bases 1 to 753 code for a protein of 250 amino acids.